This is a messenger RNA of Elephantulus edwardii (Cape elephant shrew), 1434 nucleotides long. RefSeq names its product zinc/RING finger protein 4-like. Gene Ontology annotation, molecular function: ubiquitin protein ligase activity; zinc ion binding. Gene Ontology annotation, biological process: positive regulation of DNA-templated transcription; protein ubiquitination; ubiquitin-dependent protein catabolic process. Gene Ontology annotation, cellular component: nucleoplasm; cytoplasm. The record is from RefSeq and is a predicted model, not a curated record. Lineage: Eukaryota; Metazoa; Chordata; Mammalia; Macroscelidea; Macroscelididae.
AUGAAGGAUGCAAAAGGAGGCACGAAGAGUGGGGGAAGGUUUGAAACCCCGAGGAUCCAGAAGAAGGUCUCGAGGAAGGUCAGACCUUGGCUCUGUAUGAGGCUUCAGGAGCAGAAGUACAGGGAACAGCAGAUGUGUGAGCAGUGGUCCAAAUGCAAGACCGCGGAUGAGACCCCCUUCCUGGACGAAGCUCCUCGGCAGCACGAGCUAAUAGAAAAGCAACAAAGAGAAGAACAAAAAAGAACCGGGGGACACAGAACUCACCUCGCUCCCAGCGGGGCCAGUGUGGCCAGCGGUCCCCCGGGGUUGCCUUAGAAAUGCCCCAAGGGCUCCUGUCUGUCAUCCCCAGUGGGACCUAGCUUGACACACCCGAGGCUGGCCAUGGGGAGGCGGUGGUCAGGCCUGACUCUGGCGGCCAUCAAGACCUCCUUGAUCCUGGUGGCCCUGCUGGUGCCCUCGCAGGCUGUGGUGCGGGCCAUCCUGGAUGGGAACUCUAGCACCGUGGACUUUGCUGACCUGCCCGCGCUUUUCGGGGUCCCCUUGGCCCCCGAGGGUCUCCGGGGCUACCUGAUGGAGGCCAAGCCGGCCAACGCAUGCCAGCCCAUCGAAGGCCCGAAGCCAGGUAACAGCUCGCUGGGGGCCAUCGUCCUGAUCCGCCGCUACGACUGCACGUUUGACCUGAAGGUGCUACACGCCCAGCGCGCCGGCUUCGAGGCGGCCAUCGUGCACAACGUCCACUCCAACGACCUGGUGCGCAUGGCGCACGUGUACGAGGACCUGCGGCGGCAGAUCGCCAUCCCGUCUGUGUUCGUGGGCGAGGCCGCCUCGCAGGACCUGCGGGUCAUCGUGCGCUGCGACAAGUCGGCGCAUGUCCUGCUGCUGCCGGACGCCGAGCCAUCCUCCGUCCUGGACUGCCACCCGGUGCUGGCCAUGACCUGGAUGCUGGGCCGCGCGCUGGCCCUGCUGGCCUCGGUCCUCUUGGUCCUGCGCUACUUGUGGCGCCGCCUGCCAGGCUGGUGGCACCGAGGCCCGGCCCCCAGGAGACGGGCCUCGCAGAAGGCGCAGGUGCGCACGUUCACCCGCCACCACGACGUGUGCGCCAUCUGCCUGGAGGAGUAUGAGGAGGGUGACCAGCUCAAGAUCCUGCCCUGCUCCCACACCUACCACUGCAAGUGCAUCGACCCCUGGCUCGCCCGGUCCACCCGGCGCACCUGCCCCGUGUGCAAGCAGUGGGUGGCCAGCAGCGAGGAGGGCUCCGACUCCACCGUGGAGAGCUGGAGCGACACCACCACCCUGCCCGGCUGCCAGCCGCCCAUCUGGGCCAUCCAGGCGCGGCUGCGCUCCCGGCGGCUCGAGCUGCUGAACCGCACUGGCUCUGACCAGCCCUGCAGCGCUGCGUCCCUGGGGGUGUCGUCAGAAAGGUCCCCCCACUGA